This is a messenger RNA of Schistocerca americana (American grasshopper), 1386 nucleotides long. RefSeq names its product gustatory and odorant receptor 63a-like. The coding region runs from base 1 to 1386 and encodes 461 amino acids. Gene Ontology annotation, biological process: sensory perception of taste. NCBI's taxonomy places the organism in Eukaryota, Metazoa, Arthropoda, Insecta, Orthoptera, Acrididae. The record is from RefSeq and is a predicted model, not a curated record. The transcript is spliced from 7 exons. Gene Ontology annotation, cellular component: membrane.
AUGAGAACCACAGCAUGGGCCUUCCGCUCGCAGGUGACAGAUAGCGUGCACUGCAGCGACGCUAGACCACAGAAGAAGAACGGUGAUGCACUGGGGGUCUUCGCGAGUGACUUGAAACCUUCCCUCACACUGAUGAAGGCGUUGGGUCUGCUGCCCAUAAAAGGCCUGCAAACAGCGAACCCUGUGUUCCGGCCAACUUCUGGUAUCUUCAUGUACUCGCUGGCGUGUUACCUGGUGAUGUCUGGCUUGGCGACCUCCGUCGUUGGCUACGUGCUCAUAUACCUGAGGAAGCACCAAGAUAACUAUGAUGGCAGCGUCUUCAACGUGAUCUUACUUGUCUCUCUUGUGCCUGGCUUCUUGUUACACCCAUUGUACUGGUUCGAGGCAAAGAAGGUCGUCGCACUUCUGAAGAAGUGGGCGGAAUUUCAGGAGAUGUUUUUGAAAACUACUGGGACAAAACUGAAUCUUGGCCUGCGGCGCCUGUCGAUGUUCUUCACAAUGGCGGUGCCACUGGUCGUGGCCCUGAUAGUCAUGGCGGAGCUGUUUAUAUUCAGCUUACCGCUACCGACUCUCACUGUUGCGUAUACCGUCACCGUCAGCAUGCUUGGGGACCACGCCAUUCUGUGGGUGCUGCAGUGCGCUGCCAUCUGCCGGUCGUCGCAGUUAAUAAAGGAUUGUCUCAAGUUGACGCUGCGCCGGAAGAGCGGCGCGGUGAGCCUGCGUACGCUGGAGGCGCUAUGGUUGCGCCUGUCGCGGCUCUGCACGGCCACGGCGCAGGCACUCUCCGCCGCGCACCUCCUCGCCACGAACAUCUGCUCCAUCGUCUUCCUCAUGAGCGCCUACGGAUUCCUCAUCAGCUUCGACAAACCCGACCUGCGUCUCAUCGCCGGUGGUCUCGGCGCCUACGCCGUGUUCAAUGUCAUCUACCUGGCCACGAUCUACAAUACCGGCUACAGUGUUGUCGCAACGAUGAAUGACUUCUGUGACGAAGAAAUUGAUGAUUUGAUUGCUAGGGACGAAAACAUUCGUGAUGAGACAGCCACUAAUUUUGUGCCUUCCGUAGUCCAGGGGUACCCAACUCUUCCUGUGGCCGCCGAGUCACGUUGGCAGUCCAAGCUGUGUGAGAAGCUAGCCAAAGAAGCAAUGGAGUUGGCAACAUUAACACGAGGCAUCCGAAGUGCUGACGUAGGACACAGGUGCUACGCCGUAUCGAGAAUAAAUGGGAAGAAUGAUGGCACAAUACUGCACAGUUCAUUCGCGUCUACGAUGCUGACCUACAUUGUGGUGCUGGCACAGUUUAAAUUUGGUGGCGACACACCUGUUCCAGAGGCCCUGACGCCGGUCAGCACUCCUACGACAGCCACGGAAGCAGCCCCGCGUUCCUAG